Messenger RNA from Neogale vison (American mink), 1855 nucleotides. RefSeq names its product coiled-coil domain containing 17 (gene CCDC17). Bases 34 to 1818 code for a protein of 594 amino acids. The transcript is spliced from 13 exons. Lineage: Eukaryota; Metazoa; Chordata; Mammalia; Carnivora; Mustelidae. The record is from RefSeq and is a predicted model, not a curated record.
UUGGCUGGUGUGUCAGGAAAGGGGUCCCAUCCCAUGGCCUCCUAUUCUGGGGAGCCGGGGCUCCUGUCCUGUGGGUCCUGUGACAUGGUUUUCCGCUCCGGGACGCUGUUGGCCACUCACACUCAGCGUUUCUGCAUUGGCCGUCUGACCCGAGAGUUUUCUUCACCCCACGCCCUGUCCUGUCGCCAGGUAGUGCCACAAGAACACCAGGGCCUCCCAGAUCGGGAGGCCAGCAAAUUGCCUCUUAAGAAGCUAACAGAAGAGGAAAUGCGACCUUGGAUAACAGAGGUCCCCAGGGGAUUAGAAGGGCCCCGAAGCCAGACCGAGGCGCAGACUGGGGGCCGCGCUCACGAAGCUGCUGGAAGCCCCAGCGAGCGGCUUCGGGCGCUGCAGGGGACUCACGCAAAGCGAGUGGCGGAGACGGAGUCACAGAACCGGGCCCUGAAGAGACGCAGUGAGGAACUGAGCCAACGCCUCCAAGGUUUGACCCAGACCCGGGGCGGAAUAUCACGCCUUUUCGGUCUGGAACGGGAGCUUCGAGAACUCCGGGCAGAAGCCGGGCGAACGCGGGGAGCUCUAGAAGUGCUAGGGGCGCAAGUUCAGCAGCUACAACCGGAGUCCGGGGCCCGGCUCAGCGCCUUGCGAGAGGCAGAACUCUGUUGUCCGGUGCUGCGGGCCAACCCAGGGACUCUGGCUGCCGAGAUCGGGGCCCUGCGAGAGGCCUACGUUCGAGGCGGGGGCCGGAACCCCGGCGUUCUGGGCCAGAUCUGUCAGUUGCAGGCGGAGGCAUCAGCACUGGAGCUGCGGCGGUUGCGGACCCGCAGAGGAAAGGGGGCAGGCGCCGCCCUGGAGGAGCUUCUAGUAGUGGAAACCGAAAACCGGCGCUUGGAGGCAGAAGUCCUGGCCUUACAGAUGCAGAGGGGUGCAGGCCCUGCGUCCUGGGGGCCUACGGAGCCUCGAACUUUGGUGAAUCCCGGCCCAUGCCUGAGAAGGAGGGAAGAUCCCCCGCGCCUCCCGCCGCCGGUGGCUCCUCCCCUGCCGCCCCUUCCACACUCCACAGGCAUCCUAUUGAGUGGCACAGAAGAGGCCCUGCAGGUUCCUGGAACCAUGACCAAGAACCUAGGUCUGGAUCCAUACUUCGUUCUGCCGGCCUCUGACGUUCUGGGCCCUGCACCCUAUGACCCUGGGGCUGGGCUGGUCAUUUUCUAUGACUUCCUUCGGGGCCUUGAGGCCUCGUGGAUUUGGGUGCAACUAACGACUGGCUUGACCCGAGAUGGACAGGGCACAGGAGCAGCCACGGCAUUGCCCCCAGCCCUUUGCUUGCCUCCACCUCCAGCUCCUGGGCCCAUGGGCAAUUGUGCCAUCCUUGCCAGCAGGCAGCCUGUACCCAGGCUGCCACCUUCAGCAUCAGUAUCCCUGGUCUGUGAGCUACAGGCCUGGCAGGGGCUGGCAUGGACUAGGGAACCACAGCCAAAGGCUUGGGCCUCACUAGUGCUAUUUGACCGGAAGCAAAGGGUGUUAAGUGGCCGUUGGCGUCUUCCACUUCGGGCCCUUCCCGUGGACCCUAGCCUUAGCCUUGGGCAGCUGAAUGGGAUUCCCCAGGUAGGUCAGGCUGAGCUCUUUCUGCGACUGGUUAACGCAAGAGACGCAAGUGUCCAGACACUGGCAGAGAUCAAUCCCGCGAGUGCCCAGGAGUACCAGUACCCACCUCCGAUGUCCAGCUCACCUUCACUGGAAGCAAGCUUCCUUGCCCCAAAAGCUGGCUUUGUUGACCCCCCUCCUCCUGAAGAGCCCCCUCAGCAGCAGAGUCAAGGAUAGAUGGUUUGGGCCCUCAUCACGGUUCUUUCUGACCGCC